AGCCGAGCAGAGCUGGAAUAAUCGACAGAGGGGACGUUGUUCAAAUCCAAUGAGUGAAGGCACUUCCUUUGUCGGACUCUUUGUGGGGCUCCUGCUCAGUGCGACAGGUGUGCAUGCCUCCUGUCCCAUUGAGUUGAGCCCCCCCAGUGUCGUGGUGCGAUAUGGAGACUCGGUCGCGGUGAACUGCAGCGCGGAGAGACCGGUUGAAGGAAUGGGCUGGGAGGCUUCAGAAGGAGGCACGGCUCUGGAGCACGUCAACCACCUGACCUGGACUGUGGCGAGCCUCACCGACUGGACCAUCGCCCCCUCGUGCUUCAUCAACCUGCCACCGGACACCCAGUGCUCCCGGGACCCGACAGUUAUACUUUACACUUUUCCAGAGACCAUCAGCAUCAGAUCCAGCAGCAGAUCAGGUGGUGUGAUGGAUGAAGGGAUGCAUUAUAGCUUCAGCUGUGACAUCCACAAUGUAGCUCCUGUUCAAAAUGUCACUGUUAUGUGGUACAAAGGAGAUGCAAUGGUAUACAGAGAGAUUAUUGACAAUCCCAGUAAGGAACCAGUAAAUCACACGUCUGUAUUGAGCGUCACGCCGACCAGAGAAGACAACGGAGUCACGUUCAGAUGUGAGGCGAUGCUGGACCUGUUGCCAGAGGGACCUCAACUCAUCGCAUCUUCACAAGAGUUUAAUAUCACAGUUUACUAUGGACCGAAAGUGCAAUGUUACUUAUCGGAAUACUUGGAUAUACGUGAAGGAGAGACAUUAGAGAGGGGAUGUCAUGUGACAGGACGUCCCAGCCCAACAGUCCGCUGGAUGAAAGCUGGCCGGCCCGCCGACCCAAACGCCCCCCUGAGCAGGAGCGAUGCAGGCCGGUACACCCUCGAAGCCGAGGGCGCCACCUUCAUCCGGAAGGAACUGUCGAUUCAAGUAUUGUAUGGCCCAGAGGUAAAAUGUCCAGACACUUACACGGCAGUGGAGGAUGCUCCUCACAACCUCUCCUGCGAUGUGAUUGGCUAUCCGAUACCUGAGACCAUCUGGUACAAAGAUGGCGAGGAGGUGGAACUCCCAGAGAGCUUCACAAGAAGCGACACUGGGCAGUACUCGAUCACGGCUUCAAGCAUUCUGUCCAGUGUCGACUACACAGUGGAUAUCAAUGUCGUAUACCCGCCAUCACAGAUAGUCGAGCUCGAGGACUCUGAAGUGUACGUUGGUUCUGCCGUGUGGCUGAAGUGCUCCUCCACGAGCAACCCACGACCACACUACUCGUGGGAUUAUUACCGGACCGCCAAUGUGAUGGUGGAAAAUGAAGAUGGAGUGUCCCGUCUGCACAUCCACAAUGCCACUGCAUACAACAUGGGCUCCUACACGUGUCACGCCUCGAACGACAUCGGAAAGGUCUCGGGAACAGCCAGAGUCACAGUGAAAGGGGGGGGCCGUUUCCUCCCCGGUGUUGCGGAGGACUGGCUGGGGGCUGUGCUGUGUGUGUGUAGCCGUAGCUUAGCUUCGCCCUUUUACCCAAAAAAAGUCAACAAGUCGUCCCAUGAAGCCGAGGGAAGGAAGGAAGGAAGCAGGCGGAACCUCAGAGGCGCGCGCUGGAACCGAAGAGGGUCGACGGAGUGUCGCCGGGACCAACUUUACGCUUCUUCAAUGGACGCUUUGAACUCUCUGCGUCUGCUUUCGGUCCUUUUGACUUUACAGCUGCUGUCGCUUUCCAACGGGACAGCACCGAGUGCCAGCGUCGAAUGCCCCAUCGAGAUAACUCCGGACAGGAUGGUGGUGCGAUACCAAAGCAGAGGCCUGCGCCGUGCGAUAUGCACACCGGCAUCCGCCGACUCCACGCAUCUCAAGGAAAUGUACUGGCAGGUCGCGCAGGGCGACAAAACCAACGGCACGAGUUGGUUGGCCGACACCGACCAGGACUGGGACCCCAGGCCCGUCUGCACGGCGACGUUUAACGUGAUAGGAACGUGCCAGAAACCUUUAAACUUCACCCUCUACAAAACACCAGACAGCGUCUCCAUCCGUCCCAUGGUCGGCUCGGUGGUGGAGCAGAGGGAGUUCCAGCUGCGGUGCGACAUCACCGGCGUCGCUCCGGCAGCAAGCGUCGGCGUGCGUUGGUACCGAGGGAACGAAACCUUCGAGCCACUCCGCAGAGGCCCCCUGCAAGUGGCUGACUGCCAGCCCGAGAACGCCACAACCUGCGACCCGGGAGACGUCCGCUCGCCGCUGAGCGUGUCGUCCACCAUCAGCCUCACUCUGAACAGAACGGACAGCGGGGCCGAGUUCAGCUGCGAGGCUCUGUUGGAUCUGGGGCCCGAGGGGCCGCAGCCGCCUCCCAGCAUGAUGUCCAGUCCUUUCAACGUCACCGUCUACUAUAAGCCCGUCAUUAAUACCACGAAGCUUCCAAAGGCGGUCCCCGUGUUCAGGGGCUACCCGGAGGAGCUGGUCUGUGAAGCCGAGGGCCAGCCGACUCCGAAGAUCCAGUGGCUCUACAGCCCGGACGUCGUCCCCCACGUGUCCGGAGACACGCUCGUCGUGUUCGAGGCCGGCGUCUACAACUGCAGCGCCAGCAACCAGGUGGAUUCCGUCUACCACGUGGUCAACGUGAUUCUUAAAGAGGACUACCUUCCCCUCAUCGCUGGAUUCGUGGCUGUCGCAGUCGUCGCCAUCUCCAUCGUCUUCCUCUUCAUCUACUCGAUCUACUACAAGAACACCAAGAUGCGCCGCUACAGUCUUAAAAACCCCAAAGUCGACACCCCCAGCAGCAACGUAGCCCACAACGGGUGGGACAUGCAGUUGCCUAUGACCAAACUCAGUCACACCAACAGGAAGUGCACCGUGUCUGGCCUCUUCCAAGGACAGCCUGUGACCUCGCCCUGUCCCGUCCAGAUGAACCCUCCGAGCGCCGUGGUGAGGUUUGGUGACUCCUUCUCCGUCAACUGCAGCUCCCCAUCGGACCUGAUAGAGUCAAUGGGCUUGGAGUCCAUCUACGGCAGCUCCAUGAGUUCAACUGGCAACUCUUCCGUUGCCUUAGAAGUCGAGUCAGUGAGAGACUGGGCGUUCGGACCGAUCUGCUUCCUCAAUCACCUCCGCGAUGGUCAGUGUUCACAGACCCUCCCAGUCACCGUGUACAAAACGCCGGACAUGGUGUCCAUCUCUCCGCCAAGUCUAGAGGGCCUGGUUGAGGGCGAAAGCUACAGCAUACGGUGUGACAUUCUCAAUGUCGCACCAGUAAGUAACCUCUCCGUGCACUGGCACCGCGGAGAUACCAUCCUCUACACGGAGAGGUUUGACGGGUCCAGUCUGUCUCCGGUCAACAAGACGUCUGUCUUCAAUCUGACGGCCCAAAGAGGGGAUGAAGAAGCUCCAAUCUGGUGUGAAGCGCAGCUGGACUUCUGGAGACCAGUCCCCAAUCUGCCCACCAUCAAGUCGGAGUCACGUGACGUGACUGUCCUGUACCCGCCGGCCUUCGCGGAGCCCAACAAUGAGACGCUGGAGCUUUCGGAUGGCAGUAAAUUCAUUUUAAAUUGCACAGCUGCAGGGAGACCAACGCCGGUGUACAGCUGGCGCUUCCCACACCCCAUACAACGAACCAAUCAAAAUGUGAACCGAUCCGUGCUGGCCCCGCCCGUUCAGCUUCCAGGCACCUAUGCGUGCACGGCGUCGAACAGCCAGGGCUCCGAGACCAAAUAUUUCACCGUCACCGAAGCUCCACGGAAUCGCACAGUCUUCGCAGCCUUGGUUGGAGGAGGUGUGUUCCUGGGAGUCGUGAUCUUCAUCGUCGGCCUCCUUUCGUUGACACCCGAAGGCAAGAUUUCUUUCGGCAAAGGCGGCUAUCGCAAAGGACGGUCCACGUCGGCACCCAUAUGGGGGCCCUUUUGUUCCAACAUAGUUCCCUGCAGAGUUGCCAAGCUUGUUCAAGUUGGAAUUCCCUCUCUCUUCCCUCUCUCUCUCGCUCUCUCUCUCCUCCAUCGACGGCUCGGUGCGGAAAAUAACAUGGGAGACAACUUUAUCAAAUGGAUCCUGACGCUUUGCAUGUUCUACUCGGUGUCAGGUGAAGGCUGCUCCCUAAUCCUCAAGCCCUCCCGGGUGGUGGUGGGCUUCGGGGAGCCGGUGUCAGUCCUCUGUGAAGCCGCUCGCCCGGUGCGUGUCCUCGGCUGGGAGUCGGCCAUCAGCGCCGCUCACACCCAGCAGGACCUGUCGGUGCAGUGGAAGGUGGACAGCCUCAUCGACUGGAUCGAGGAGCCCAUCUGUUACGGGGUGUUCUUCACGGCUCCCCGACAGUGCGAGGAGAAACUCAACCUGGUCCUCUACAAGACCCCAGAUAGCGUCUCCAUCCGGCCUGUGAACCACACCGGCCCCAUGGUGGAGGGGAAGGAGUACCAGCUGCUCUGUGAGGUUCAGAACAUCGCUCCGGUGCAGUACCUCACCCUGAGGUGGUACAAGGGCCAGACGGAGGUUUACAACAGCUCCUUCUCCGAGCUCACAUCCUCCUCGCCCGUCCAAGUGUCCUCCGUCCUCAUGGUCACGCCAACCAAACACGAGAACGGGGCGCAGUACAGGUGCGUCGCGGAGCUGGAGCUCGGACCGGAGGGACCACAGACACCUCCCACUGUGACCUCGGAGCCUCUCGAUGCCUCCGUGUACUUUUCCCCGGCGUUCCUCAGGCCAGAACCCGAGGUUUUGGAUCUCGUCGUGGGUGCUGAAAUGACCUUGGACUGCACCGCCACAGGGAACCCCACCCCUGUGUACAGCUGGCAAUCCUCCAAUCCCAUCGAGGAGAGGAUGGAGGAUGAAGCAGCGCUCACCUCCUCCUCACUGCUCCCCGGGACCUACACCUGCACUGCCUCCAACGCACUGGAGAAGAAGAGCAAGCAGUUCAUUGUCAAAGCCAAGACCAAAGGUGUUUGAAACCAGACAUCUUGAUAUUGGAUCAGAUGACCACAUUGGACAUACGAGGAGAUUCUAACUAAGUGGAUUCUACUGCUGCAGCUUCGGAGACGGAAAUGAUAAUGCAUUCAUGACUCAAGAGAUAUUUAUGAGGAUUUUGCUCUCUGACAGAAUUAGAUGUCAUUUAAAAAUAAUAAUAUAUAUAUAUAUAUAUAUAUAUAUAUAUAUAUGAAUAUACUGUGUUUGGAAACUAUGAUUAAAUGUGUCAGUAUUUUAACAUGUGUUCAGUGAGAUACUUUGGUGAUAUAGUUAAUUGUUUAUGCUUCCCUUGUGAUAUCUUGUCCCUAGUUAAUUUUUUUCUAGAAUUAUUUUCAUAUUAAUGAAAUUAUCUUGUAACAUUAUGGUAGCUACUCUUGACAUAGCAAUGAUGACUACAUUAUCAUUAACGUUUGCAGGAAAUGUAAUACCGAAUGUUAAAGAUCAGCAGGCCAUUACUGUAAAUAUGAAAUGUUUCUUGAUUUUAUUAUCUUUAUUAAUAAAAGUUAAAUGAAAAAAGUU
Pseudoliparis swirei is the source of this 5443-nucleotide messenger RNA. RefSeq names its product intercellular adhesion molecule 3 (gene icam3). Gene Ontology annotation, biological process: cell adhesion. The transcript has 22 exons. Bases 50 to 4906 code for a protein of 1618 amino acids. Lineage: Eukaryota; Metazoa; Chordata; Actinopteri; Perciformes; Liparidae. The record is from RefSeq and is a predicted model, not a curated record. Gene Ontology annotation, molecular function: integrin binding.